This is a messenger RNA of Danio rerio (zebrafish), 2029 nucleotides long. It is a transcript of the gene rab1bb, whose product is annotated as RAB1B, member RAS oncogene family b. Gene Ontology annotation, molecular function: GTP binding; GTPase activity. Lineage: Eukaryota; Metazoa; Chordata; Actinopteri; Cypriniformes; Danionidae. The record is from RefSeq and is marked validated.
UCAGAAUAGCGGCGCAUCAUCAUCGUCACUGCCGCACCUGCGCGGCUUGUGGAAACCACAGAGGAGAGAAGAGGCGUUAAGACACACUGGAUUGAUCUUACGAGGAAAUCUGGAAACGGUCCAUAAAGAGGCUCAUCAAAAACGCAAUCCUCCUUUUAUUGCUGCUAUUCCAGGCUAAAUACCGGCUCAGAGUCUGCGGUCGGCCGGUAAACAGUAGGCGACCCAGAGCGCUUCUACCAGCUGGACAAACAAUAACAAGCCCUUUGCUGUCACAUCAUGAACCCUGAAUAUGACUACUUAUUCAAGCUUCUUCUGAUUGGAGAUUCUGGAGUGGGAAAAUCCUGCAUUUUGUUGCGAUUUGCUGACGACACCUACACGGAGAGUUUCAUCAGCACAAUUGGAGUGGAUUUUAAGAUCCGAACCAUUGAGUUGGAUGGAAAAACCAUUAAACUGCAAAUAUGGGACACGGCUGGACAGGAGAGAUUCCGCACUAUUACAUCCAGCUACUACAGGGGCGCUCAUGGGAUCAUCGUUGUAUAUGAUGUUACAGAUCAGGAAUCCUACAACAAUGUGAAACAGUGGCUAAAGGAAAUCGAUCGCUAUGCGAGUGAAAAUGUCAACAAACUGCUUGUUGGAAAUAAGUGUGACCUGACUACAAAAAAGGUUGUGGACUACACUACCGCUAAGGAAUUUGCUGACUCUCUUGGCAUCCCUUUCCUUGAGACGAGUGCCAAAAAUGCCACAAACGUGGAGCAGGCCUUCAUGACCAUGGCAGAGGAGAUAAAGAAGCGCAUGAGACCAGGAGCUUCAGGGGGCUCUGAGAAACCUGACCUUAAAAUCGAAAGCACCCCGGUGCAACAGUCAGGCGGCGGCUGCUGUUAGAAAACUCUUGUUUUCUCAGGGAGAGUGUGAGGAGCAGGACGGGACACCGGGGAAGAUUGUGUAGAGGUGGCCAAUCUGGAUAUCAAUGAAAGACUUUCUCCUAUGUGGUGCUCAAUAAAGUCAGAAUACAUUACGGUUGUUUAACAUUGAUGGCUCUUCCUCCUGCAUCUUUAUUUUUUUGUCUUGUAUUUGAAAGUAAGAUUAAAGCACAGGCACACACUCGUUCAGGUACUUGCCUGAAUAAUGAAGGUGAUAAUGUCCAGACCACUGUGUUAAUAGCCGCUAACAUUCAUCCUUCUGUAUCAAUAUUCAUGAUUUAUGAACUGGGAUGCGCGACUUGCUGAAGUGGUGCCUUUUCUUGUUCAGGCUUUAAUGAAGAUCAAGUGGUCAGCAUGUGAAGCAGUGACUCUCCAGCGUCUUCGUGUAGGGUUUGUCUGUGGUUCUGUGAUAUUAAACAACAUUGUUUAGUGUGUGUUUGUUAGCUUUUCUUUAUUAUAUUUUAUGUGUGUGUGUGUGUUACCAGGGCUGUAUUUAUUGUUUUGCAUUAAGGUUUCUUACAGGUAUGGUUUAGCUAAAGUAUAAUUGAUAACUGUGCUUCCACCUGCUAAUAAUGUGUAUUUAGUGAUCUGAUCACAAGGGGUAAGUUGAGAUCUUACUGUUCCCACCUGGUAUUAACGUACGUAAAAGACAUUUCUUUUGACUUGUGUUUUGCAGAGACCCUUUUAAUUCACCAUACUCUUUUGCUGGAGCGCUCAGUGUGUGUCACUAUUGAAUAAAACAGACAGUCGUGGAAAAUUAUCUCUUCAGUUUUAAAAGAAAUUGUUUAGGAAUUUAGAUGCCAAAUACUUUGCUGCAUCGAUCAAGGAGACAUCAGCUUGAGUCCGCCGUCUGCUCUCAAACCACAGUACUUUUACAGCAGUUCACAUCAGCAGAUUCUCCACAUUUAUUUCCUAACCUUUCUUAGUAAUUUAUGGAAAGUCUUUAUCAUAUGCAUUUAGCAAAUAGAUUAUUAGUCAAGUGAAAACACUUAGAUUUUUCUUGCUUGAUAAUAAUGUGUCAUUGUUCUUUUAGAUGUUUUUACUCUCUGGGUAACAGAAAUAGCAUCGCUUGGUGUAGUGUAUGUAAUUAAAUGCAUAUGACUAAGCAU